GAAGACAUCACCUUGCGGGAACCAAUCACGAGCGAAGCCCGUUCUUCUUCUCUCGUUUCUGGUAUUGCUUCUGACGUGCAUAACUUUUUUGAGUGGUGGAGGUUCAUUUUUUUAUUGUAAAAUUUAUUAAGAGAAUGGCAGCUCAGUGGAUACGAAACGCAAUUCCAAAAAUUGGCGUUGGCCGCCUUUACAGCAGUAAAGUUCAGAAAUGUACUCUUAUCCCCGGAGACGGUAUCGGACCCGAAAUUUCCGCAGCUGUCCAAAAGAUUUUUGACACUGCUAAGGUGCCAAUAGAGUGGGAAUCUGUUGAUGUAACACCGGUAAAAGGUCCAGAUGGUAAAUUUGGUAUUCCACAAGCUGCCAUAGACUCAGUUAACAGGAAUAAAAUUGGUUUGAAAGGACCAUUGAUGACUCCUAUAGGGAAAGGACACAGAUCUUUGAACCUUGCAUUGAGAAAAGAGUUUAAUUUGUAUGCCAAUGUUCGACCGUGUCGUUCUUUAGAAGGAUAUAAAACAUUGUAUGACAAUGUUGAUGUGGUUACUAUACGAGAAAACACAGAGGGAGAAUAUUCUGGUAUAGAACAUGAGAUUGUAGAAGGAGUUGUACAGUCUAUUAAAUUAAUCACCGAAGAAGCAUCUAGUAGAGUAGCAGAAUUUGCUUUUCAGUAUGCUAAGGAUAAUAAUAGGAAAAAGGUAACUGCUGUACAUAAAGCAAAUAUAAUGAGGAUGUCGGAUGGUUUGUUCUUGAGAUGUUGUCGAGAUGCUGCACAAAAAUUUCCUUCCAUUAAAUUCGAAGAAAGAUACCUGGAUACAGUGUGUUUAAAUAUGGUUCAAGAUCCUAGUCAAUACGAUGUACUUGUAAUGCCUAACUUAUAUGGUGAUAUUCUGUCCGAUAUGUGUGCUGGACUUGUGGGAGGACUUGGUCUCACACCAAGUGGAAAUAUUGGCUUGAAUGGUGCCUUAUUUGAAUCUGUUCACGGAACUGCCCCAGAUAUUGCAGGUCAAGAUAAAGCAAAUCCCACAGCACUGUUACUUUCUGCCGUGAUGAUGCUCAAACAUAUGGGAUUGAAUAAGCAGGCGAAUAUAAUUGAGAACGCUGCCUACGAAGCUAUUAAAGAAGGCAAAUGUUUAACGGGAGAUCUCGGAGGAUCGGCAAAAUGUAGCGAAUAUACUAACGAGAUUUGCAAAAAAGUUUCAGCAUUAACGAAAUAGAUAAGAUGAGGUUUAUUAAAAAUAAACUGCCAAAUACUCGUAGAAAUGAUACGCAUGAGAUCAGAUGCUGUUUUUUAACGUCUCUGUAAUUAUUGUUUUAAAAAUUUAUUUCAAUGUACAUGUUCAGGAUAAAUCUGCAGUUGAAUCGAACGAACUGCAGAAGUAGAAAGAUGUUUUAUUCAUCGGUUCACAUACAUUUAGAUAAUUUUUUGUCGGCUACAUGUAUUAGUUUAUUGUAACAUAUUGUUACUCAACUUCGUGGAUUUGCUAAUUGUAUAAUAGCAUUUAAUAUUGUUUCAUUAUGAUCGAAUGCACGCAGUUUCAUCGCGUGUAUUGACUGAAUAUACUUCCAUGUAUGUCCAUCAUACUAUAUUUGUUAUUAUCAAAGAUUCUUUAAUAGGGUCUGUAAAAAUAAUUAGGCGUGUAAAUUGAUCUAGUGACACUGUAUAAUAUUUCUAAUUGAAAUUAUCAUGAAGGAAAUGCGGCCUCGAAGAAGAGUUUCAAGAAUGAACAAUGUGCAGUAUUACACAAUAACAAAAUAUUAUAAAUCAAAUGUAUCGUUUGUUAUUGAUCCCUGACAACUUUGUAAGUAUCAUUAUGAAAGUAUACUUGUAGGAUCAAAUUUAGAGGCUAAAUUACGCGUUC
This is a messenger RNA of Colletes gigas, 1856 nucleotides long. RefSeq names its product probable isocitrate dehydrogenase [NAD] subunit alpha, mitochondrial (gene Idh3a). The record is from RefSeq and is a predicted model, not a curated record. The coding region runs from base 135 to 1211 and encodes 358 amino acids. Gene Ontology annotation, cellular component: mitochondrion. Gene Ontology annotation, molecular function: magnesium ion binding; NAD binding; isocitrate dehydrogenase (NAD+) activity. Gene Ontology annotation, biological process: isocitrate metabolic process; tricarboxylic acid cycle. NCBI's taxonomy places the organism in Eukaryota, Metazoa, Arthropoda, Insecta, Hymenoptera, Colletidae. The transcript has 6 exons.